Molecule: messenger RNA, 4309 nt
Organism: Osmerus eperlanus (European smelt)
Lineage: Eukaryota; Metazoa; Chordata; Actinopteri; Osmeriformes; Osmeridae
Gene: man1b1b
Product: mannosidase, alpha, class 1B, member 1b
Exons: 15
Coding region: 363-2330 (655 amino acids)
Biological process (GO): carbohydrate metabolic process; mannose trimming involved in glycoprotein ERAD pathway
Cellular component (GO): membrane; endoplasmic reticulum
Molecular function (GO): calcium ion binding; mannosyl-oligosaccharide 1,2-alpha-mannosidase activity
Source: RefSeq, a predicted model, not a curated record
GUGACACUGUUGAUAAAUGUUGUUCCUUGUUCCUGGUGUAGACUACAGUGUGACACUGAGCACGAAGUCACAUAUCUUUUCAUAAUUGGUCUACCAUCACAUGCAUCGAAAUAUCCCGUGCUAUUUUUUUGUCGUUUAAAGUAACAUUUCUGCCUGGGGACUGGUACCAGUUAUUUUUUUAUUAGAGUAGGCUACGUUACCAGGCCUCACGUAAUGCCUCGGUCUUUAGUCGCUUGUGGAUUGGUCUAGCCUCGCUCCAACGCGUACGCUAUUGAAUCAGGAAGUCCGAAAACAGACGAUACGUUGUAGGCUAUCAUACAAAGCACCGUGUCUAUGACUUCGUUUUGGGGUGAGCUGGAGACAUGCAUCCACCAUCUCGGAAGGACUUUGUAUCUUUAACCCUCACUGAAGCAUCAGGAAGCGUCAAUUAUAACAACAGCAAGCAGUGGCGAAGGCAAUCAUGCUGGAGGAAAUGGAAGCAGCUGUCCCGGUUGCAGCGCAGUCUCAUCCUGUUUGCCUUGGUUCUGCUGCUAGUCUGUUGGCUGUCCACUUACCCUGCUGUCACGGACCAGCUCCAAGGCCUUAAUGUUGGAGAUGUGGAGAAAGUAGAAGACAAGGAAGGAGACCUUGGGCUGAAGCCUCUCGUUCCGAAGGUUCUAGCAGAGCCAGGGAAACAGGAGAGACCUCCCCAGCUCGAGACGUCCUCAGAGAAGCAGAAAAGACUCGCUCGCAAGCGUGGGCCACCAGUCCUGCAGCACCGGCUGCAGAAGAAGGGGAAUGGCUCCGACACGCAGGCAGAGGAGCACCGAGGACCUGAUGUUGUGAAAGGAGAAGGAAAGGGGGAGAAGGGAGAAGAAAAGGGGGAGAAUUGGCGGGGGGCUGUGGCAGAUGCUGAGGACCCAGGAAAAGUCGCAGAGAAUAGGGGUGACUCCCCCGCUGAUGAAGAGGACCGUUUAUCUCAAGAGACAGCCAGUAGGCUGGAGGCCGUAAAAGAGGCUUUCAGACAUGCCUGGAAGGGUUACAAAGAAUUUGCCUGGGGCCACGAUGAGCUGAGGCCCAUCUCCAAGUCCUACGGAGAAUGGUUUGGCCUGGGCUUGACGCUGAUUGACGCCCUGGACACCAUGUGGAUCCUUGGACUGAAAGAAGAGUUUGAGGAGGCCAAGACCUGGGUGAGCACAGAGCUGUCCUUCAACAAGAACGUGGACGUGAACCUGUUUGAGAGCACCAUCCGCAUCCUGGGUGGCCUGCUGAGCACGUACCAUCUGACAGGGGAGGCUGUGUUCCUGGACAAGGCUAAAGAUAUCGGUUCGAGGUUGAUGCCGGCCUUCAGCACGCCGUCGAAGAUCCCCUACUCGGACGUGAACAUCGGGAAGGGCACGGCCCACCCGCCUCGGUGGACGUCCGACAGCACGGUGGCCGAGGUCACCAGCAUCCAGCUGGAGUUCAGAGAGCUGAGCCGCCUCACCGAGGACGACCGCUACCAGGCUGCCGUGAGCGAGGUCAUGAAGCAGGUGCACAAGCUGGAGGGCAAGCAGGACGGCCUGGUGCCCAUGUUCAUCAACACCAACAGCGGCCAGUUCACCCACCAGGGCGUGUUCACGCUGGGCGCGCGCGCCGACAGCUACUACGAGUACCUGCUCAAGCAGUGGAUCCAGGGAGGCAAGAAGGAGCCAGAACUGCUGGAGGACUACCUGCAGGCUAUGGAGGGCGUGAAGAAGAACUUGCUGCAGAAGUCCUCUCCUAAGGGCCUUACGUUUGUAGGAGAGCUGUCUCAUGGACAGUUCAGCCCCAAAAUGGACCACCUGGUGUGCUUCCUGCCUGGGACCCUGGCCCUGGGGGCCCACCACGGCCUGCCUGCGGACCACAUGGAGCUAGCCAAGCAGCUGAUGGAGACCUGCUACCAGAUGUACGCCCAGAUGGAGACAGGCCUGAGCCCAGAGAUCGUCCACUUCAACAUGCACCAAGGCAGCAUCCGGGAUGUGGACGUGAAGCUUGCCGACAGACACAAUCUCCUUCGCCCCGAGACGGUGGAAAGCCUGUUCUACCUGUACAGGUUCACGAAGGACAAGAAGUACAGGGACUGGGGAUGGGAGAUUCUGCAGAGCUUCAACAAGUACACCAAGGUGUCCACGGGUGGCUACACGUCCAUCAACAACGUCCGCGACCCAGACUACACCAGUCCCCGGGACAAGAUGGAGAGCUUCUUCCUAGGGGAGACCCUCAAGUACUUCUACCUGCUGUUCUCAGACGACCCGAACCUCCUCAGCCUGGACCAAUACGUGUUCAACACAGAGGCCCACCCCCUGCCUAUAUGGGCUGCAGCUGAGUAGCACCCAGAAGGCAACAAUGGACACACACACAGCUCAGGGCUUGGCUAACACCAAGAUAUCUCUUUAUUUCUUUUCUACAACUCAGUGACUGAAGAACAAGUUACUUAUGCUUCUACCAACUCGUCGUCAGCAACAAAAAAAUGCCUCUACCUAAAGCCGGAAUUCAUUGUUUUGAUUUCAACUGAUUGUAACAAUAGCCAUGGAGAAAUGAUUGAGGCCCAGCCUCGCUAUUUAUUGAAUUUGUCUACUGUCUGAGGACGGACCUGCCACUUCUGAUAACGACAAACUGUUUACUGUGGAGAGUGUGAGAAAGAAUGUGUACCGACCUGGCUGUGUCCUCGGCCCAGCUGGGUUAAUUACUCCACAUUUCUCCAGCAGCCAAUGAGCUGAGCCUCAGAGCGCCUUAAAUCCAAGCUGUGUCUUUAUGUGAAACAGCAGACGGCGAGGAGGUGGAGGCGCUAACUGGCACCCAAAGAAGUGACGUCCAAAUCCACCCUGGGCACCCGGGGACAGAAAAUGAUGCCCGUGUGCUCAAACUUCUUGUGUCCCCUGGUGUCUUCCUACUCAGAAUAGUAUGUGGAGAUUGAAAAUCACUUCUUUUCUGCCCGUUGUGGACAGAUUAAUUUACAUACUGUGAAGCGUUUUGUGUACGGUGAUUGCAGGAACACGAUAUCUAAUUUUCCUUGAUGUUCAAUUUGACUGACCAGCUGCUAGAGAUUUUUAUUGAAUGUUAUUUAGUUUGUCGUGGUGUAUCAGAGUUAUAAGGAUAGUUGUGUUCACCUAUACAGAUAGAUAUUAGCGAUUACAUUUAAAUUAAUAUAAUUGGAGUUGAUUUGUAGUGUUUGGUGGGAUAUAUUAUAUAUUGAUAAUUUUGCCCCAGAAACGGGAGUAGCUGUAGCACUAGUUAAAUCUGUUGCAGCUCUGACUUCACAGUCAUUCCUGUAUUUAGCUGAAUGUUCAGAUGUUUAUUCCUCCCAGAUGUGGUUGUUAUUGUUGUCUUUAAGAAUGAAUACUUGCCAUCCUCUUUGUGCUGAAUGUGUUCACUUUUUUGAGUUUGAAGGUGAGACCUCCCUGUAGAUGAUGUCACACGUGCCUUCAGUGUUGCCCUAGGCAACAUUAGGAAUUGUUACUGUCGGACUCCUGUUUGUCGACUGUCCGUCACAAUUUUCUUUGACAUGUCAUUCGUACAUUGACGUUUUGUUAUUGACAUUUGUAUUGGUCGGUGUGAUUUAUUGUUCAAACUUGUGCAUUUAUAUAUCCACAAUGAGAUAAUGUGACAAGAUUUAUAUUUUUAAGCAGCACCUCAGAGCAAUCAUUGGGUUUUCCUUUCCCAGUAUAUGUAGAAUACCCAGUAUAGUGUCAUAAGGGCUUUUUUUUCUUCUUAUUCUGCUGUUUAAUUUGAAUUGUAACCACUGAUCUCCAAUUCAAAGUUCACAUGAUGUUCAGCAUGGCUCCUAAACCAAAGAAAUGCUGAUUAUUAUUAGACGGAAUCAAUUUUCAAUUAAAAUCAAGCCAUUUCUCAAAGCCAUGUAUUAUAAAACGAUUAAUCUGCAGUUGUGUAGCUCUCUAACUAUGGUAUAAAGUAAGUUAACAAUUAAAAAUGAAUUUGUGGAGCACCUUAUGGUUUUGGUGACAGUAGAAUUAAAUCAUUUGAUGGGAACAUUUUACCCUUGAGUUGAUCUGGACCUCAAUUUCCGAGGUCCAGAUCAAUAAGCCUUUAUAUUUACAACUUAUCAGAGCAGCAUCAUUAAAAGUCUUAAAGAAUAAAACUAUACCGUGAUUUUUGUCAAGGUCAUGCAGUUGUUAAACCAAGGGCUUUGGCUAAUGGAACCAAUGUUUGGUUCUAAGUCUACAAACAUCCAAUCAUGAAAAUACAUUAUGUAUUGUCAAUGUCAUGUUUACAAGAAAUGUCUGGAAACAGAUCUGCUUUAAUUUUGUAAAAAUGUGGAGAUUAAUAAAAUACUUUAUUGAACAACAUU